This is a messenger RNA of Paramisgurnus dabryanus, 4809 nucleotides long. It is a transcript of the gene itga11b, whose product is annotated as integrin, alpha 11b. Gene Ontology annotation, cellular component: external side of plasma membrane; integrin complex. NCBI's taxonomy places the organism in Eukaryota, Metazoa, Chordata, Actinopteri, Cypriniformes, Cobitidae. Gene Ontology annotation, biological process: integrin-mediated signaling pathway; cell adhesion mediated by integrin; cell-cell adhesion. The record is from RefSeq and is a predicted model, not a curated record. Gene Ontology annotation, molecular function: integrin binding.
GGUAUCUGCUGUGAGCUCCUCCUCUUGUGAUGAAGCUCUGCUGUUCUUCAAGAUUCACUCAUUCUGCUUGAUUUCAUGAUGGAGAGCUCUUAUAUUCUGCUCUUCUGGAUCGGUUCUCUGCUGCCAGGGCCUCAGACGUGCUUUAAUAUCGACACACGACAUGCACGAAUCAUCCAGGGUUCAAAGGAGGCUCAGUUUGGAUACACGGUUCAACAGCAUGAAGCCGGAGGCCAGAAAUGGCUCUUAGUUGGUGCUCCAUUUGAGAACACCAGUAAACAGCAGACGGGUGAUGUCUACAGAUGUCCACUAGAUAACAAACCUCUGACCAACUGCACACGACUGAAUCUGGGAGAGAUUUCCAUGAAGAAUGUGUCUGAGCGUAAAGAUGGAAUGAGGUUAGGAAUGACUCUUACAUCCAAUCCCAAAGACAACAGCUUUGUGGUGUGUGGUCCGCUGUGGUCUCAUGAAUGUGGAAGUUCAUAUUACAGCACAGGUGUCUGCUCCAGAGUCAACAGCACAUUUAACUUCACUUACAGCAUCGCUCCAGCAUUUCAAAGAUGUGAAACUUACAUGGACAUAGUGAUUGUGUUAGAUGGAUCAAACUCUAUCUACCCCUGGUAUGAGGUUCAAGAUUUCCUCAUAAAUGUCCUACAGAAGUUCUGCAUUGGUCAAGGACAGAUCCAGGUGGGAAUCGUUCAAUACGGAGAGCGAGUCGUCCAUGAGUUUCAUCUGGGUGAAUUACGUACGGUCGAUGAAGUCGUAGCCGCUGCUAAAAACAUCGAGCAGCGAGGUGGAGAAGAAACUCGUACGGCUCUCGGGAUCAACGUGGCUCGAACUAAAGCAUUUCAACACGGAGGUCGUCCAGAUGCUAAGAAAGUCAUCAUUGUGAUCACAGACGGUGAGUCGCACGACAGCCCAGACUUAAAGGACGCGGUGGAGAAAAGUGAGAAAGACAACAUCACCCUGUAUGGUAUUGCCGUUCUUGGCUACUAUAAUCGGAGAGGGAUCAAUCCUGAGGCGUUUCUGAAAGAAAUCAAAUUCAUAGCCACAGAUCCUGAGGAACAUUUCUUUAGCGUGACAGAUGAAUCUGCUCUUAAAGAUAUCGUCGAUGCUCUGGGAGAGAAAAUCUUCAGUUUGGAGGGUAUCAUCCAGAAUGAGACAGCUUAUGGUUUGCAGAUGUCUCAGGCUGGAUUCUCCUCACAUAUCGUGGAGGAUGGGAUUCUGUUCGGUGCUGUCGGGGCGUAUGACUGGAACGGAGCUGUUCUGAAAGAGACCCGUCAUGGUAAAGUCAUCCCACCCAAAUCAUCUUAUCUGAAAGAGUUCCCAGAGGAACUGAAGAACCACGGCGCUUAUCUGGGGUACAUGGUGUCCUCUGUGGUUUCGGCUCAAGACGGGGAGCUGUACGUCGCCGGUGCUCCUCGAUUCAAUCACACAGGGAAAGUUGUGAUCUUCACCCUGAACAACAGAGGAAACCUGACGAUGCUUUACUCUCUACACGGACAACAGAUCGGGUCGUAUUAUGGCAGUGAGUUGGCACCUGUUGAUCUGAAUGAUGACGGUCUGACGGAUCUUCUCCUGGUCAGCGCUCCCAUGUACUUUAACAGAGGAUGGGAGACGGGUCGUGUCUACAUCUACACCAUUAACUCAGAGGGACAUUUUAUCACAGCUGGCACUCUUGGUCCAUCCGAACAGACUCAGGAUUCUCGAUUUGGUGCGGCCAUGUCGACUCUACCGGACCUGAAUGGAGACGGCUUCAGUGAGCUGGUGGUGGGCGCGCCGCUGGAGGAAAACCACAAGGGGGCGAUCUAUCUGUUCUAUGGCAAACAAAACAACAUCCAUCCCAUACACAAACAGAGAAUAUCUGCUAGUGAUAUCUCAUCGGAUCUGCAGUAUUUUGGUCGUAGUGUUCAUGGUGCGAUGGAUUUAAACAGCGAUGGUCUCAUUGAUCUGUCUGUGGGCUCUUUAGGGGCCGCAGUUCUGCUUUGGUCUCGUAGUGUUGUUCGUGUGGGGAUCAGUGUGAACUUUGAACCAUCAAAGGUUAACGUGUUUAAUAAAGACUGUAUCAGAGGCGGACGUGAGGUCUCCUGCAUGCUGGCCACAGUUUGUCUCAACAUCACGGCACGAACACCAAUGUCACAUCCAAAAACAGUCGCCCUGAGAUCCAGCUGUGGGUUUGAGGAGAACAGAUAUUUCCCUCGAGCUGUGUUUGAUGAUACAGACCUGCAGUCCAGAGACAUCACAACACAACCGGACACACAAUACUGUCAACAAGUCUUCUUCCACGUACAUGAGGUGACAGAUUACACACAACCACUGAUCUUUACUGUAAAUGUUGAGCUGAUAAACAUACAAGAGGGUCCGGUGCUCGAUGAUGGCUGGCCCACCAGUCUGACAUCACAUCUUCCAUUCUGGAAUGGUUGUGAUGAUGAUGAUCGCUGUCUUCCAAAUCUCAUCCUACAAAGCAGCUCUGAUUUAUUAGAUCAUAGGCAGUUCUGUGGUCAUGAUGAGAGGUCUGGGUGGCCGCUGUGUCUCCAUCAGACGAUGAGAGAGAUGAAUGAGAGAUUGAUAGAAGCCAGCAGGAGGAGAGUUCUGGUGGAGGCACAUUUAGAAAACAGAGGAGAGAACGCAUACAACACACUUCUACAUGUCACACAUUCAUCAAACCUCAUCUUCUCCAGUCUGGUGGUGAAGGCAUCUUCAGAUAUUGACAUCGAGUGUCAGAAGUUUGACAGUCUAAACACUUAUCGUAUCUGUAACAUCAGUGCUCCCUUCAUGAGGUCAAACGCUCAGGUGUAUUUUCGUCUUGAGUUUGAGUUCAGCAGGACGCUUUUCUUGAAUUAUAUUCAGAUCACAUUAAGGGUCUCCAGUGAAGGUGAUGAGAUCUCUCCAGAGGACAACAUCAAUGACAUCUAUCAUACCCUAAAAUAUGAAGCAGAUAUUCUCUUCACACGAGAUUCCAGUCCAUCCCGUUUUGAGAUUAAACCCGGUCUUGCUGAGAGUUUUCCGAUCGGAAUGGGUCCAGGUUUCAAUCUGUCCUAUCAGAUUCAGAAUCUUGGUUUGUUUCCCAUAUCUGAUCUUCUCCUCACACUUAAUGUCUUUGCUGUGAUGAGAAAUCCUGAAUCUCUCCUGCACAUCUCAGAUCUAGACAUUGAUCAGAUGUUUGGAUCUCAUUGUAAUGUUCCACGUGUUAUCACUGCUGGCUCUUCUUCUCAUGAGGAUCACUCGCUCAAACCACACAUGAACUCAUCGUCCUUCAUCACUGAUGAAUUAUUUGCUCAGUGCAGAAUUAAUCUGUAUCCUCAGAGAGAUGUGACCGUCACUGCGGCCGGAUUCCUCAAUAUUCAUACCAUCUCAGAUAUGAAGUUUAAAAAGCUGGAGUUGAUAAUAACAGCAGCGGUGGAGCUGAGCUCGUCCAGUCCGAUGUUUCUUCAUGAGGAACGACCUGUGAGACAUAUAAUUCUGGAGAUCAGAAAGGAAGAAGAGUUCAGAAUUCCCAUCUGGGUGAUCAUUGGAAGCUCUCUGGGUGGACUGCAGCUCCUCGCCCUGCUGAUUCUGGCACUCUGGAAGCUUGGAUUUUUCCACCGGCAGAAGAGAAAGAGAGACGAACAGGUGACCAAUGAGAAGAGUGCAGAGGAUUGAUAAUGUCAUAGCAACCGCAUCAUGACCUCCUCUAUAGCCAAUCACUCAGGGACUCUCUAGAGACCAGCGGCAAUCAACCAAUCAGCUGCUCUCAUGCACUGCCACGCCCUCCUGCACUCUGACAAGGAACCAAUCAGAUCGCUUUCCUUUGGCUAAGCUGCUGUGCUAAUUUGAAUAAAUGUGAAAAUGCUUUCAUACAAGGCUUAAACUAAAGCUAGUCUAAGAGAAAUGAACAAAUCAAAUAAAAAUAAAGUUAUCGACAACAAAAAAUAAAAAUCUCCUCAGUGAGAAGAGCUGACAAACAAUUAAAUCCACCUCAGACAGAUCAUUUUUAUAAUGAGGAUGAAAAUGUUUGUGUAUUAUUUUACAAACCUCAGAUUGUGACCGAAAUCCUCACAGUAUUGCAGUGUUUGAUUUGCAACAGCACAAAUUCAGCCUAAUGCAUUUGCACAUUGUAAACUUGAAGUUUGUAAAUAGUUUAGCCAUACAAUGUUAAAAAUAAUUAAAUAUUUAAUCCUCAGAUUAUUCAUUUCAUGCACCUUAAUGCAGGUUUCACAUUUAGGAUCUGUUCAAGACUUAAAGAUAUGCUUUUGUGUCAGGCAUCAAUAUUUAUACAGUAUACACGCUACCUGUAAACGGUGUCUGGAUGAGAAAACAUAUAUUUGUUUUCAUCUUUUGAAACUGAUGUACUUAGAAAUCAAAGGUGCUUAAAAGAAGUUGAAAUAACAAAUACCAUUGACAUUUUUCUAACUGGUUUCAAAUAUUGUCUGUAUGUAUAAAAGCGCACAUUUUAAAGAUGAAAUGAUCCUGCUUUAUUUUAUACAAAUGUACACAUUUUCAUGAGUCAAUCUGAGGACAUGAAUACUAUAAAUAUAUUCAUAAAUAAAUAUAAAUAUUGUUUUAAAUGAAGUUGAUCAGACUGCAGGAUUUGACUGUCCGUGUUUCACAGUAAUAAUAUCACAAUUCACUUUAGACACAGUGACAACUUUACAGUCACUUACUUUAAUUCUUGAUGUGAAAGAUUUUAUUGUAUAGAGAUUACAGAAAACGUAAUGUUUUCUUUGUGUGUGUGUGUCUGAGGAGAAGAUCGUACAAUUGCACUUGUAAAGGAAAUUUAAAUAUUUAUAUAAACCUGCAUAUGAGAUCUGAAUAAAAGCACUGUGUGAACUA